AUGAAGGCUCUUGGCAAGUCCCCUCACAAUGGGAGGGAAGCAGCUGGGGUGAAUUUCCCAUCCAGGCUAGUGCAGUUGGCAGCUUUUCUCCCGGACCUGCUGGUGUAUAAUGAUCAUUGCUCUGUUCAACGGACACUGCCCUCCAUAGAGACCUUCAGUGGGGUCUUGCUUUGUGCAGAGAUUACAGGUGUGCUUCUUUAUGGAGGUGACAUCUUGAACUUUACAGGGGAUGUGUUACUGGUGCUCUGGAAAGGAAGCCGAAGCCAGCUGAGUAACAUCAUCACGCUAGUAGCGGAAUACAGUUUGAGUAUGCAGUGGUGGUUUGAAUACAGCUGCAGCAGAGUGGGCUUGGAGCUCCAGCUGAAGAUUGGGCUGUCUGCAGGUCACAUUUCUCAGCUAAUUGUUGGGGAUGAGAAGUGUCAGUAUUUGCUGGUGACUGGCCAGCAGGUGGACGAUGCAUGGCUUGCGCAAAGCCUAGCAGAGACUGGGGAGGUGAUUCUCUCACCAAACUGCUGGGAGCUGUGUAAACAGGAUAUUUUAGAAGCAAAAAAGAUCCCAGGCCAAAGGGCUGUGAAGUUGAGGUAUGUGAAGAACCUGCAUCAAGAUUAUUCUUACUAUGAAAAGUGGAUCAGCAGUCUACGCAAAUUUUCAUGCAGUGGAGGUGAGCUUUCCAUAUCCAGCUUCUGA
Gavialis gangeticus (Gharial) is the source of this 687-nucleotide messenger RNA. Its product is annotated as adenylate cyclase type 10-like. Gene Ontology annotation, biological process: cyclic nucleotide biosynthetic process; intracellular signal transduction. The coding region runs from base 1 to 687 and encodes 228 amino acids. Gene Ontology annotation, cellular component: cytoplasm. Lineage: Eukaryota; Metazoa; Chordata; Crocodylia; Gavialidae. The record is from RefSeq and is a predicted model, not a curated record. The transcript is spliced from 5 exons. Gene Ontology annotation, molecular function: adenylate cyclase activity.